GAGACACAGGUGAGGUGCGCACGGUAGGGUUCAUUUGUAUAAUGGUGGGGGGGGUGUAAACAUUGCGGCUGUCACCUGUGCGUCACCUGCCGUCACCUGGGGCUGCACGUCACAGGUGAAGCGGCCCUCAUACCAAGGCUGGUGAGGGGCUGCAACAAUGAUCUUGCAUCACAAGACAACUAGAGAAGAGAGCAACGCAAGAUAAGACAUUCAAGUUUGUGAAGUAACACUUAGUAGCAAUAGAAAUAAUCAACUCUGUCACCACCACCACCACCACCACCAGGACUCUGAGAAACUUCUGUACAAGAGACAAGCCACCAAACCUCAGACCAGCUCCUGCAUCCUCUCAGGACACUCACAAUGGGGGUGUUUGACAAGCUGGUGUUUGCUCUCGGCCUGAAGAAGAGGGAGGCGAGUGUGCUGGUCAUCGGCCUCGACAACUCAGGCAAGUCCACCAUGCUCAACCACUUCAAGUCUGAGGACCAGAAGAGCACCGAGAUUGUCCCCACCGUGGGCUUCAAUGUGGAGAAGUUCAAAGCCAGGAACGUGGGCUUCACCGCCUUUGACAUGUCUGGCCAGGGGCGGUACCGCAGCCUGUGGGAACACUACUACCAUGACUGCCAGGGUGUCAUCUUUGUGGUGGAUUCCAGUGACAAGCUGAGACUCGUGGUGGCCAAAGAUGAGCUGGACAUGUUCUUGCAGCAUCCAGAGAUUCGCACUCGCCGCCUGCCCAUCCUUUUCUUUGCCAACAAAAUGGACGUGCGCGAGGCAGUGAGCAGUGUGAAGGUGUCCGCAGCGCUUGGUCUGGAGCGCAUCACCAACAAGCCGUGGCACAUCACCGCCUCCAAUGCCAUCACUGGGGAUGGUCUGCAUGAGGGAGUCGAGUGGCUCACCAACCAAAUCAAGGAGAACCUCAACAAGUGAACGGAGAGAUGUGUUCCCUCACCUCCACACCUUCCUUAAAAGUCCCUCCUUUUUCUGCAGGUCACACUUACGUUGACAUCCAUGAAUUGUUUCUCAGCAAAGCAGGCCGCUGAUAUGAUAAGCUAGUGCUGCCAGUUGCAUUCUUUCCUCUAGUCAGUGCAGUAUUAGCGCCAGAGAAUCGGAGGAGGUUCAUUCUCAACAUUCCGUCCAAGAGUUGUGAUGUUAUUGAUGCCUUUGUGAUGAGAUGUACAAUACACCUAGGAGUAAAUCAUCUCAUGCCACAGUAAAUUCUCACUCUAAUAACAUUGUAAUUUGUGAAGGAAGCUAGUCAUUAGUAAGUUAAGAGAAGUUUCAACCUUAUGAUUAUUAUAGAGGUCAUUGUGUGGAGCAUUUUCUCUGAAGAAGUAGGAGAGCCAUCGAUUGAUUUAUAAAGUUAAAUAUUCUGUAACACUUUCCUAUUGUUUUUUGUGCAUUGUCAUUUUCCUUUUCUCAGCUGUCUGGUAAUUCUUCCUUCCAUUAGCUUACUUCUGUAUCUGUAACACAGGAAUGAAACUUGAUUAUUAUUAUUACUGUGCACUUUAUUUUACUUCAUUCACUGGUGUAUCUCAUAAUGAGGGAUUGAUGGCAUGUUCUGUUGGCUUCACAAUACCCUAGAUGUGCCCUGACUAGAGAAGUCUUCACAUACUGGCCUUGAUAGCUCUGCCUGGCCUGCUAAAGCACUUCUUGCUUUGACACACUGAAUGGAGCACGUUUCAAUUGCACUGCUCCUCUCAUGCUUCAUCUUCUGAUCUUUAUUGCUUUGUUUCACCACCAGCAAGUGCAGCAAGCUCUUAUGAAAGCAAUGCAUCAGUUAGUCUUAUAAAAGUAUUGUGUAGGUUUUACUUAAUACAACUUCUUUGUGAUUUUUUUUCUGAAUGUUAUGAUAUUUUGUAUUCUCUUUGCUCAUUCCAUAUUUUACCAAUGUGAUGAUGUAGUGGGUAUAUGUUAAGGUUACUAUGUAUUAGAGUGAGACUUUACUGUAGGUAUUAUUUAGCUUUCUCACAAGUAGUUAAGGUGAGCUCUACAUAGGUGGCCUUCAGUUUGCCUUAUUGCCAAGUAGGAACUGGCUUUGGCAUGCUCAGAAUAAAGCAAGUUGCAAUGCAUACAUGAUCUAGUCAGACAUUGCCAUGUUUCAAAAUAUGUCUUAAAGUGUAGGAAUUAACAUGUGCUUGAGGAUGUGUUUAUUAGAUUAAUAAAGAAAUAUUUGCAACCUCUGUACAAGAAAUUGCUUCAGGAUGAUACAAAGGCAGCUCUCACAUAUAGUAGAAUCUGUUGGUGGUGUAGUGAGCUGAGCUGUUCUUAUUGUGCAUCAGCAGUGAAAGCCACUGCAAGAAUAGGGUGAGGAGUGUGUGCAGUGUGUAGCCCAAGGGAGACACAGUGGUGGUUUCAGUAGUGCCCACCAGCACAUGAAGAUAUUGAGGCAAGGUGUGUUUGUAGUGUCUGUACAUGGAGACGCCUACUGUCACCUGUUUGACGUGUAGAAGGUUGCUCUUGUCCUCAGAUCAGCUUGUAAAGUGUUAAUUUUCAUGGUAGGUACAACAGAAUUUAAUGAAUUGCAAGAUUGGUAGGUACAGUGUCAGAUCCAUUACUUGACCUAUAUGCAGCAAAUUAGGUACAUGCUAUUAGUCUGCUUGUGGCUACAUAUUGCUCCGGAAUUUGAAUGUAUUAGGGCAAGCUGUUGUUUUAAUGUUUACAGCCAUGUUUAGAAAUGCUCUCUCACUGUUGAAGCAAUGCAUUAUUAGAAAACUGCAAUAAAAAAUAAUGCUGGUGAAAGAAUGCUGUAAUGGACAGCGAGUGAGCUUACUGCUGUUGUACUUACAAAAGACAAAGUGUAGGAAGGGAAGCUGAUCUCAUAGUUUAGAGCCACCUUACUGCUUACCCUGCUGUCAUUCCUUACAUAUCUAGUCUCUAAGCUAAGGCAGAUUAUGUAUCGCAAGAGCCAUUGCCAGAGUGGCUCAUGAGUGCCUGAGGUAAGCUAGUCAUGUCUUAAAACUUAUUGGGAAGAGAAAUAUAGGACAUAUUUUUUAACAUUGGUUUUUCUAAAAGUUUGGUUUAAGGAUAGUGUAUACAUUUUAUAGACAAAAAUUCAAUUCUGUCCAGAUGCACAAUAAAGCAUAAUUUAUGUA
Scylla paramamosain (green mud crab) is the source of this 3089-nucleotide messenger RNA. RefSeq names its product ADP-ribosylation factor-like protein 6. The record is from RefSeq and is a predicted model, not a curated record. NCBI's taxonomy places the organism in Eukaryota, Metazoa, Arthropoda, Malacostraca, Decapoda, Portunidae. The coding region runs from base 361 to 924 and encodes 187 amino acids. The transcript is spliced from 4 exons. Gene Ontology annotation, molecular function: GTP binding; GTPase activity. Gene Ontology annotation, biological process: vesicle-mediated transport; intracellular protein transport; cilium assembly. Gene Ontology annotation, cellular component: axoneme; cytoplasm.